AUGGUCUCCUUAAUUCCACGCCGCCGGACAGUCCGCCGCCUCACCUUCUACACGAUCAUCCUCUUCCUCAUCUACCAACUCGCAAAACUCACCCUCCCCGCCGACAACAUAAUCUUCGUCUCCCUACACUCCCAAAAAGUCUACCUCCAGUCCCUCUUCCACUCCAAAGCCGCCACCGACUCCUGGAUCCGCUCCUCAACGGGGCCAUAUGCCGUGGAUUUCUCGUCCCGCGUCGGCCUGCUGAUCAAGACGGGCUACGGCACGCGCGAGAGGCUACCCGCGCAGCUCGAAGCCCUAGGCCUGGAUAAAUGGGACCCCGAUCGCGCUGUUGUCGUCGGCGACUUUGAGCAGGACGCCAACGCUACGGCUGGGGCGCCCGUGAUUCAGGAUGCUGUCGGCUCGAUCAUGAGGAUCCUCGCGCCAAAGGGUCUUAAUAGGAUGCAUAGAUUCAAAAGGUACGGGGCGCUUAAGAAGGCAAUUGAUGAUAAGGAUGAGAAGAGGGCCGAUUUGCUCGCUUCAAAUGUUGGCUGGGAGCUUGACGCACUAAAGACCAUCUGGGGCCUAGGAGCUCUUUUCAGAACCCUACCACCCAAAGACUGGUACAUCAUCCUCGACGACGACAGUUUCCUCGUCACCGAAUCCCUCACCCGCCUCCUCUCGCACCUCGACCCCACGAAACCCUACUAUCUCGGAAACACUCUCGGCAGCACGCUCAGCCGUUUCGCCCACGGCGGCUCAGCCAUCGUCCUCUCCCGCGCAACGCUCGAAAAGCUAUUCCGCGCGCACCCCGACGCGGCGGCCGAAGCGCAAGUGAAUUCCCUCUCUGAAACAUGGGGCGACAAGCUCGUGGCGGCGACGCUGCGGAAACUCAACAUUUACAUUGAUGAGAGGUUCAGCCACUUCUUCAAUGGCGAAGUACCGCUUGACACGCAGAUUGCAUCGGAUCGGUUCUGUUCGCCGAUCGUGUCGUUCCACGACCUGAAGAAGGCCGAGGAGAUGCGUGAGCUGGGGAGGAAGUUUAGGGAGAGAGGUAGGAGGUUGACUGUGUGGGCUGAUGUCUGGGAUCUGUUUGGCGGGGCGAAUACGCGGGGGUUUAACGAUAGGCCGAUGAGGCAGGAUCACGACUACGUGGGUAAGAAGGUGGAUGUGAGGAAGGUGAAGAUGUCGAAGAAUGUGCCGACGGCGGAGAGGUGUAUGAGGUUGUGCAUGAGGCAGAGGAAGAAGUGUUUGGCGUGGAGGUGGGAGAUGAAGAGUAGGGAGUGUUAUACGACUGCCUACUCGGGCUGCUCAAGGGAAUCUCUUCUCAUUAGCCUCGGCGACAGCUCCAUGAAUUUUCCAGGCCAGAGGCAAGAGUGA
This is a messenger RNA of Scedosporium apiospermum, 1356 nucleotides long. RefSeq lists its product as uncharacterized. The transcript has 3 exons. The record is from RefSeq and is a predicted model, not a curated record. Gene Ontology annotation, cellular component: membrane. Lineage: Eukaryota; Fungi; Ascomycota; Sordariomycetes; Microascales; Microascaceae. Gene Ontology annotation, molecular function: glycosyltransferase activity. Bases 1 to 1356 code for a protein of 451 amino acids.